Vitis riparia (riverbank grape) is the source of this 1298-nucleotide messenger RNA. RefSeq names its product methionine adenosyltransferase 2 subunit beta. NCBI's taxonomy places the organism in Eukaryota, Viridiplantae, Streptophyta, Magnoliopsida, Vitales, Vitaceae. Bases 82 to 1038 code for a protein of 318 amino acids. The transcript is spliced from 6 exons. The record is from RefSeq and is a predicted model, not a curated record.
UCAAUCUCCAAUUGUAGAAGAUUUCUGACCCAACUGCAGAAGAGUUCAACUUUCUCACCGCCAUUCUGAGGAGACAGCAAAAUGAGCAAGAAGAGAGUGUUGGUGGUGGGAGGCACUGGCUAUUUGGGUCAGCAUCUCCUACAAGGUUUUUCAGAGAUCCAAGGCCAUCCGUUCGAUUUGGCCUUUACCCACCACUCCACUCCUCCUCAGCCCUUGGUACAUGCCAUUCCUCACUCGCGGGCUUUUCAUGUUAACUUACAGUCUGGGGAAGGGUUCGAAGCCAUCUCACGCUCAUUUGGCCAGCCUCAUGUAGUCGUGAAUUGUGCUGCAAUAUCCGUACCACGAUCCUGUGAGAUGGAUCCCGCUGCUGCUAUGUCCAUUAAUGUUCCUUCUUCUCUUGUAAAGUGGUUAUUGAGCUUUGAAGAGAGUAAUACUCUUCUUAUUCAUCUAUCAACUGAUCAAGUUUAUGAAGGGGUAAAGUCCUUCUACAAAGAAGAGGAUGAAACAGUUCCUGUGAAUGUUUAUGGAAAAUCAAAAGUGGCAGCAGAGCAGUUUAUUUCCACAAAUUUCUCAAAUUAUGCAAUUUUGAGAAGCAGCAUCAUCAUUGGGCCACAGGCUAUAUCACCUGUUCCAAAGUCACUUCCAAUUCAGUGGAUUGAUGGUGUCCUCUCUAGGGGGGAUAAGAUGGACUUCUUUUAUGAUGAGUUUCGCUGCCCAGUUUAUGUCAAAGAUGUGGUGGCUAUCAUACUAGCUUUAACAACCAGAUGGAUAGCAGAGGGUAAGCAAAUGAAGUUGAUCCUCAAUGCUGGUGGACCAGACAGGGUUUCCCGAGCUCAAAUAGCUGAGACUGUAGCAGAUGUUAGAGGAUACGACACCUCAUUAAUCAGACCAGUGUCUGCAUCAUCAGUUGACCGUGGCGUUAAGUCCCCAGUUGACAUAUCCAUGGAUAUAACUAAACUGAUUCAGACACUUCAUAUCUCACCUACUUCCUUUAGAGCAGGUGUUCAGCUCACACUGGAAAGUCAGGCCAGUUCUUGAUUUUAGAUGUUCUUUCCGUAAAUUGUUGUUUAAUGCAUGAUAGCUUGUUGCCCAUUGGGGUAAAAGAUGGAUUCCAAAACCUGAUUAUUUUGUUUGAUUGUGUUGGGUACUGAGGAAAAAUAAAUCUAGGAAAUGCUUCCAGAAAAACAGCCAUUACUUCUGUUCUGUGUGCUAUUGUUGUAAACAAAUUCUACAGUCGUGAAACAUAUGAAAAUAACCAUUUUUAUGGAAUUCAAUUUAUGGGAAUCUCUUUUAUCUCC